This is a messenger RNA of Leucoraja erinaceus (little skate), 5720 nucleotides long. Its product is annotated as beta-klotho-like. Lineage: Eukaryota; Metazoa; Chordata; Chondrichthyes; Rajiformes; Rajidae. The coding region runs from base 65 to 3091 and encodes 1008 amino acids. The transcript is spliced from 5 exons. Gene Ontology annotation, biological process: carbohydrate metabolic process; fibroblast growth factor receptor signaling pathway. The record is from RefSeq and is a predicted model, not a curated record. Gene Ontology annotation, molecular function: fibroblast growth factor receptor binding; fibroblast growth factor binding; hydrolase activity, hydrolyzing O-glycosyl compounds.
AAUGCUACUGGGGUUCGGUGAUGUUUAUAGCACUAUGAACUGACCGGGGAUCUACCUGCACACGAUGAACGAGUGUGGCUUAAGGAGGCUUCUCCUAACCCUACUCUUACUUGGAGGAAGCGCCACUGUCCAAGGCGAACCAGGAGCGGGGAAAGUCGUCUGGGAGAAAUGGAACCACGACUAUAUGAAGAACAGCAAGCGUUUUCUGUACGACUCAUUUCCUGCAAACUUUCUAUGGGGCGUGGGGAGCUCUGCGUUUCAGAUUGAGGGAGGUUGGAAGAAGGAUGGGAAAGGACCCUCUGUCUGGGAUCUCUUCACUCACAACGAGUUUUCCAGAUUCAACAACACCACCGCGGAUAUCUCCAGCAGCAGCUACACCUUCUUGGAGAAGGACUUGGAGGCCCUUGAAUUCCUGGGUGUCUCCUCUUAUCUCUUCUCCAUCUCGUGGCCCCGCUUGUUUCCAAAUGGAGAAGUAGAAUCUGUCAACGUCAAGGGCCUCCAGUACUACAAUACACUCAUUGACUCCCUGAUCCAGAGGAACAUUACUCCCAUUGUCACCCUCUACCACUGGGACCUGCCCUUCGCAUUGCAAGAACAACACGGAGGCUGGACCAGCGAGGCAAUGGUUGACAUAUUUAACCAAUACGCUAAAUUCUGCUUUCAGACAUUUGGGGAUCGUGUUAAAUUCUGGAUAACAAUCCACAACCCUUUCCUGAUCGCCUGGCAUGGGUAUAAAACAGGAAAUUAUCCCCCGGGACAGAGAAAUAAUCUUGCAGCUAUGUAUACUGUGGGGCACAACAUGAUUAAGGCACAUGCAAAAGUCUGGCACACAUAUGAUAAACAAUUUCGCAAGUCUCAGAAAGGUUUUGUGUCCAUCGUGUUGGGAUCCCAUUGGAUUAAACCAAAGAAUGAGAACUACAACUACAAGAAUUUCCAGAGAUCCAUGGACAUGAUGCUGGGCUGGUUUGCCAAACCAAUCUUUGUAGAUGGUGACUACCCAGAGAGCUUGAAAACACAAACCAAUCCUUCUCUGCCUAUGUUCACUGAUAAAGAAAAGUACUUCAUCAAUGGAACUGCAGACUUCUUUGCAUUCUCGUUUGGGCCAUAUAACUUCCGAUUAUUGGAAGAUACUCUCAAACUUAAAGAUCAUCUAUCGCUGCACCUUGGACAAGUGUUGAACUGGAUUAAGAUGGAAUACAAUAACCCAAGGAUUUUCAUCGCGGAGAAUGGAUGGUUUUCUGAUAAUGUUGUAAAAACAGAAGACACAAUUGCUAUUUAUCUCAUGAAGAAAUUCAUAAAUGAGUUGUUAAAAGUUAUCCGCUUUGACGGAGUCAACGUGUUUGGAUACACCGCCUGGUCUCUACUCGAUGGCUUUGAGUGGCAAUUCGGCUACACCAUCGCACGAGGGUUAUUUUAUGUGGAUUUCAGCAGCAAAAACAAAUCCAGGAUUGCAAAAUCUUCCGCCCGGUUCUACAAACAGAUCAUCGAACAAAAUGGAUUUCCGAUGACCGAGGACAGCCGCCGUGUGAAUGGACAGUUUCCGUGUGACUUCUCCUGGGGAGUUGCAGAGUCGGCGCUGCCGGUAAACAAAGCAAUCUUUUCCCCCGAGUUUGUAGAUCACAGCCUUUAUAUUUGGAACUGCAGUGGAGAUCAGAAACUUUACAAAGUCAUGGGCGUGACCAAGUGGCCCCGUCCAGCUCAAUGCACUGAUUUCAGCAACUUCAAACAACACUUGGCGCUGGUGAAAAAGAUGAAUGUGACUCAGUUCAGUUUCGCCUUCAAGUGGUCCCAGAUAUUACCCCGCGGGGACCGCUCCAAUAUCAACAGAAGCAUUCUGAGUUACUACCGCUGCAUCAUCAGCGAGCUGUUAAAGCUGAACAUUGCUUCCGCAGUCACUUUGUAUCAUCCAUCACACCGUGAUGUUGACGUGCCCGAACCGCUGCUGAGACAGGGAGGGUGGCUCAAUAAGCAGACGGCCGUGGCUUUCCAAGAUUACGCGAAAUUGUGCUUCCAGGAAUUUGGAGAUUUGGUUAAAUUGUGGCUCACUAUGAAUGAACCGAACAUGAACGUCGAGGGAAGCCAGGAGCCGUACAGGGCAGCACACAACAUGAUUAUCGCCCAUGCCCUGGCGUGGCACACAUACAACAGAGACUUCAGGGCCAGGUACCGUGGGCUGGUCUCACUCACUCUGCGCGCUGACUGGGUGGAGCCAGCAAACCCCUUCCUCGAAUCCCACCAGGAAGCUGCCCAGAGACUUCUGCAGUUCCACAUAGCCUGGUUUGCAGAUCCCAUUUUUAAAACUGGAGACUACCCACACACUAUGAGAGAUUACAUCCUCAUGAAAAAUAGAAAAAAUCUCACGCGUUCAUUUUUGCUCCAUUUCACUGGGGAGGAGAAAGAGAUGAUCAGGGGGAGUGCAGACUUUUUUGCACUGAGUCAUUUCACCACAAGGCUCAUUUACCCACUUGUGCACAAACCUAACACUGGCAGUAGGUAUGAAAUGGAUCACGACGGGAGCUUACUGAGAGACGUGACUUUGCUGACAUUCCCAUCUCCCUCCCAUCUUUUCUUCCCUUUCCCCUCCCGCCGCCACUAUCGCUCGGAGAUGGCAGUCACGCCGUCAGGGAUACGAAGGGUUCUGAAAUGGAUCAAAUCGCAAUAUGGAAAUGUGGACAUUUACAUCACGGCAAAUGGAGUUUGGGACAGUCCCGCCAUCAGCGACGAGCUUCGAAUAUAUUACCAUAAACAUUAUAUUAAUGAGGUGUUGAAAGCACAUCUACUGGACCAAGUCAACGUCAAAGGAUACUUUGCCUUGACAUUAAAGGAUAAACAUACAAAUAAGCAGCCCUCGAGAUUUCUCAAUGCUUCUGAGCCAAAGUCUUCAUUAGAAUUUUACAACAAACUCAUCAUUGCCAAUGGGUUUCCUUUGGGAACAACCAGUAAACAUUGCCCUCGCGAGAAAAACAUUCCGGUCCAAUGUCCAGUGUGUGUGUUUAUAAGAGAGAAACAAAUAUUUAUAUUUUUAGGAUCAUGUCUCCUACUGAUCUCUGUGCUGUUUGCUGCCAUUAUUAUCAUACGCAGAAGAAAAUAAAACAGUUGAGUCUUUAGCCUACAACUUCACGAAGACAUCCCUGGCAAGUCGGCUUUCCAGUUCCGAUUGUGUGAACAGUUUAGCUGGAUCCAUACUAUUUAUUAUUGAAUCUCCAUCGCAAGAGUCGGGGAAAGAUAAUAUUGUGACCUCGGCAGAAAGAAAAGACAACGGAUAAAAGACGAGGUACCAUGUACCAGCCGUGUUCAACGCCAACGCUUCUGAUUUCUGAAUUUCGUUUGUUGGGCCGAUGCAAAUCAUAAUUUAGGGGAGCAUUGGAAGGUUAAACUAAGUAUUUUAUCAAGAUACGUAUCAGAAUUGUAUUUUUUUUGUAAACAUCCACAUCCAGCAAUCAACUGCACCAAGUAUGUGCAGUACAUAAAUGAUGAACGGAGCUUUGCGUGGGGUUUACAGGUAGUAGCCAAGGGAAAACUUAGAUAUGGAGAUUUAGAACAUCUAACCAUACAAUGUAAUCCACUCUGUGCCCAAUGUGAAUUUACUGGUCAAUAAAUACUUAACCGAAGGUAUAGACACAAAAAGCUGGAGUAACUCAGCGGCUCAGGCAAUGUCUCUGGAGAAAAGGAAUAGUCGACGUUUCGGGUCGAGACCCUUCUUCAGACCGAGAUGUCUUAAGUAUUUUAUCUUUACGGGUUGGCUAAGGCUAUCCCGGCACAGAUGCCCACAAUUCGAUGAUUAUACACAGGGUUACUAUAAUGCGUCGAUCGUGAAGGUCCUACAUCAAUAACAGUCAGCUAAAAAGCGGUGAAGAUUGCGUUGAGGUAGUACCACCAGCAUCCACCGAUGGAAAGUAAUAAACAGCUUACGGUAAAGUUGUGCUUUGAUGCCGUCCAUGAAGUAUCCCCGAAUACGUUUAAAAAUGAUCGAAUCCUAGGCAUAAUGAUUUAAAAUUCCCAAUAUUGGAGCCCCAAAUAAAAAUGUGUGCAAAGAUUUUGCGUUUUACGCGAGACGAAGGAGAAAUCUGAGUCAGCCAAUAUUUAAACAGUAAUUGGACAUUAUUAAACAACGUUAAAUCAUACAACAAUCGGUCCACCAGUAGCCGAGCAGAGGACAUCCGAUUUAUUCAGCCGAGUAAUCGAAACAUCCAAAUCUUUAAUCAGAAACUGUGAGAUUCACUUCCGAUGUUCAGAUGUCAUUUAAUUUCACUGACCUCAUUUGGCUGAAUUGUUAGUCAUGUUUUAUGGGCCGUGAAGUAGAGGUGUCAGUGAAAUAAAAUCGCUUAAACUUUUGCUCAUUGGGAAUGAAGUGAAAAAGAAACCGUGUGUGUGUCAAUUCAGUUUCAUACAUCUUCACAGCAGUAGGUUCUAUCUGGAAAAUGUAAUUUUGAAACUUGUAGAGUGUGACCGACGUAUUUCUUUAUAUGAAAUAAAAUAAAUUAUUUUAAUCAAAACGAGUAAAAUGUACAUCACAAUACAUUUAUUGAUCCAUCGACCUAUUUUUCAGCUCACUUUACGGAAAGACUAUUGUUCCAAUCGCAAAUCACGGCUGCAUUCGUCCCCGUCUAUGAUCUUUGGUCGUUAUUACUCUGUUUCUGUUUACCUACUUUGUCCAAGUUGGGACCAGAUCUGCAGCGAUUGAGACGAGCAGCCAAAGUAUUUGGUGGAAAGCCGAUUGACUCGAUUAAUUAGUCGAUAAUUGGCCAAGCUAAAUUUAUUCAUGUGUACAUGGCAGGAAUAGCAUUUAUGUAAAUACACUGCAUCAGUCUGAAGGGUCUCGACCCGAAACGUCACCCAUUCCUUCCCUCCAUAGAUGCUGCCUCCACCGCUGAGUUUCUCCAGCAUUGUUGUCUACCUGCAUUAGACUAUGAAGUGCAGCUGGUGCAGCACUAAUCCCAUUGUACCUAGUUUGGCACAGGACCAGCCCAAUAGUUGGGGUGUUGUAUUGCGUACAUUGAUCUGAAUGGCAGCUUGAUAUUUGAGCGACUUGCUAAGACAAUAUAGAUUCAUAGAUUCAGAGAUUCAAGAAAUUUAUUGCCAUGUCAACAAGUUGAUAGGAAUGUGUCUUGGUUAUAGAGGUGGAAGGGCGUUUUGUGUCAGUCCGAGACCAACAUAAAACAUUCAAUACAAGCAAGAAGGUUUCCUUCACUUAACAUUUCUGACUGGUGGAUUGCUUGAAAAUCCUUCACAAUUAUUUGGACUGGUACCUUAUUUUUGACAUGUUCUCAAGGCAAUUACAUAUUCUAAAAAUUAAGAAAGCAUUGCAAGACUCACUAGAGUCACGGGGUUAAAGUUAUACAGCAUGGAAACAGGCUUUGGCCCAACGUGCCCACACUGACCAAGAUGCCCCCUCCAGUCUCACCUGCCUGCAUUUGGCCCAUAUGUUUUUAAAUCUUCCUAUCCGUGCUCCUGUCCAAGGGUUUUUUUUAAUGCUGUGACAGUACCUGCUUUAACCCUUCUCUGGCAGCUCGUUCCAUAUACCCCAAGUUACCCGGCCUCAGGUUCCUAUUGUAUCUUUCCCCUCACUUCAAGCCAGAUCUCGAUUCCCCUACCCUGCAUAAAAGGCCCUCUUGUGGAUUUAGCCUAUCUCUUCCCCUCAUGAUUUUAAACUACUCUAAGAUCACCCCUCCUCCUCCAGGACUCCAAGAAAUGAAGUCCUAGCCUCCUGAACCUCUCCC